UUAUCAGUAAUAUAACUAACUCAGAAGUUAAUCUGUCGCUGUUACAGAGAGACGUUUGUCGAUACUCGUGCAACAUUUCAAUCUCCGACCAAAAAAAAUGGCACUUGUAGGAAAAUGGGAGUAUGUUUCGGCGGACAACUUGGACGGCUAUAUGGAGGCUGCAGCGGUACCUGAAAACUUAAGAGAGGUAGCAAAGAAAAGCAUCCCUACUUUAGAAAUUUCAAACGCUGGUGACUCGUGGACAAUCAAGACCACAGUGAGUGACAAGGUCAAGGACACAACGUUCAAGGUCGGAGAGGAGUUCGAUAGCGUCUCAUUAACAGGACAGCCGCUUAAAUGUACGGUUGCCAUGGAGGGCGAGAAAAUGGUAGAGACACAGAAAGCUGGCGACGUUUCCGUGAUUGUUACACGAGAAAAAGUUGGCGAUCAGCUGAUCUCGACGAUGACCCUUGGAGGACAGACAGCCACAAUCACAUUCAAGUCAGCAUAAUAAAGUGUUUCUAUAGCAACAUAGUGCAGUAUUUAAAAACAUUUCCGGUUAAUAUUUUGCAGGUUUUCAUUUUGCUUUGUUUGAUAAAUAAAAAUAACUAUAAAAAAAG
Messenger RNA from Ruditapes philippinarum (Manila clam), 599 nucleotides. Its product is annotated as sodium/calcium exchanger regulatory protein 1-like. Gene Ontology annotation, cellular component: nucleus; cytosol. The record is from RefSeq and is a predicted model, not a curated record. NCBI's taxonomy places the organism in Eukaryota, Metazoa, Mollusca, Bivalvia, Venerida, Veneridae. Bases 98 to 490 code for a protein of 130 amino acids. Gene Ontology annotation, molecular function: fatty acid binding. The transcript is spliced from 4 exons. Gene Ontology annotation, biological process: fatty acid transport.